This is a messenger RNA of Oncorhynchus nerka (sockeye salmon), 5166 nucleotides long. RefSeq names its product tensin-3-like. The transcript has 16 exons. Lineage: Eukaryota; Metazoa; Chordata; Actinopteri; Salmoniformes; Salmonidae. Gene Ontology annotation, cellular component: focal adhesion. Gene Ontology annotation, molecular function: protein binding. The coding region runs from base 170 to 2887 and encodes 905 amino acids. The record is from RefSeq and is a predicted model, not a curated record.
GAAAGAAUGUUAGUCUCUGCUAGUCAUCCUUUAGCCGCCUGAGAGAAAGAGAAACGACAGGAGAGGAGAGGAGCUCUACGCAAAACCUGCUCUGCCUCAUAGCCCUGGCCCUGCCAAUGGCAGCCUCUACGCCAGAGUGAGGAAGAGGAGUAGUGACAAAGGAGGUGAUAUGUUUCCCCAGGCAACCAGCGGCCCUAUCCCCAGUGACCUUGCCCUGUCAGCCGGUAGUGAUUCAGGCUUCUCUAUUGCCUCCCAGUGGACAGGGGUUAUUACUGCAGUGAGCCCUGGGAGAGGGCCCAGUGAGGACGAACGUACCCAGCAAAGGAGGCUUCUAUCUGGGGUUGGCCUGGAGAAGGCUCAGCCUCCUCUGGAAGACAUGACAAAGCUCCCAGCCUCCAGUAAUGGAGAGGGGAAGAUGGACGGGGACAAGGAAGGCUUAGGGCAGCCUGUCAACGAGGAGACCUUGCCCAGCGAGAGGGAGACAGACAUCCUGGAUGAUGACGAGUUUAUCCCUGAAGCUAGCCCUGCCUUGGACAGGCAUAGCUUGGCUAGCAUCGGCUCAUUGUCCUCUGAGAGCCUGCCUGAAGCCCAGCAAUUGGUCCAGAGUGGAAGUGGAUACUCCACCCCCUCCACCUACACCACCCAAUCAUGGGUGCAGCAGCAGCAGGCAGUCGACGCCCCAGAGGGGGAGGAGCAAACAGACCAGGGGUGGGACAGCCCUGUGGACACACCUCCUCUGAUUGGUCCAGACACCCUGUCAGUUCCAGACAUGCCCAAUACGGGGACCAGCAGAAGAGAGGUGUUGCAGAGACAAAUGGAGGGUGGGGUGGGGGUUGAGAGGUCGCCUGUGCAGAUGGACAGCGACAAACAUUCCACACACACCACAUAUGCCACACACACCACACAUGUCCAACACAGUACACAUGCCACACACACCACACACACACCCCUACCCUCAGGGGAACUCUAUGGGCAGGAGGAGCUUGCCUCGUUAGUAACAGACAUGGAUGAGUCCAUCGAGCAGCUCAACCGGUUAAUCCUUGACCUGGACCCCACCUUCAUACCUGUCCCCACCCGACAUCCCGUCCCCCCCCUGUCCCGCUCCGCCUCCCUCCACACCAAUGGGAUAAGCCAAACGACAACCCACGCCAACGCCAGCCAAUCAGGCUGGAAGCAUAGACAGGCCAGUGAUGUCACAGAUUACCCAGGGUUCCAUAGUCCGGGUUGGAGCGGAGCCCAGACGUUCCAGAACUCUCUGAUCUUCAGGCCCAACCUUCUUCCCUCUCAGCGUGGCCGUCUCUACAGGAUGGAGGACUAUGAAGGACAGACUCCAGUGACGGAGAGCUGUGACAUCAUCCCACCCACACCAGCAUUUCCUGUUUCUCCUCCAACGCCCUGUGUAAAAAGUUGUCCAGAUGUCUCUUACAUGAGGCAUGGCAAGGGACAGUGGGAGAUGAGCAGAACAUCACAAGAUUCUCGAAGUUUCCUGGACAGUAGUAUGAACCAAACUCCAGCCUCGUCGAAUGGAGACUUUUUCUGCUCGUCCUUCACUCCCUGUCAGAGAAUGUUCAGAUCCAUGCACUCUGUAUCGCCACACACAAACAGCCUCCUCAAUGUGCACAGAUCUCCCCUGGGGGCCGAGAGGGACCUGGAGGGGUCUGGGGGCCAGAGCCGGGGUGAGAGGAACCAGGAUGCCCAAAGCCAGGGGGAUUUAGUCUCUCUGCUGCUGGGGAAUGGACAUCUUGGUCUGGAGGACAGCCUGUUGGAAGCUGUGGAGGGGCUGGGGGGGCUGGAUCUAGGCCUGGGGCUUGGAGAGGGUGGACUGACACGACUGCCACCCGUGCUGCCUGAGAAGAGGGUACCAGGGCUGGCUGGGUCCCGCUCCCCCUCUCUCAGUGGAUUAUCCAGCCCCCACAGUGGUAGUAGUCUCAGCAUCCCCUUCCCCUCAGCCAUGACUCCAGCCCCUUUCAGAGGACUCAGCCCUGGUGGUGGUGGAGCCCCUUUGCCUGGAUCAGACCCAUUUUCCAGUAAGCAGGAUAAUGUCAAGUUUGUUCAGGACACUUCCAAAUUCUGGUACAAGCCUGACAUCUCCAGAGAUCAAGCCAUCGGUGUGCUGAAGGACAGAGAACCUGGAUCCUUCAUCGUCAGGGACAGUCACUCGUUCCGCGGAGCCUACGGAUUGGCUAUGAAGGUGGCCACACCCCCCCCCUCUGUCCUGACACAGAGCAAGAAAGUGGGUGGCGACCUAUCCAAUGAACUGGUUAGGCACUUCCUGAUUGAGUGCACACAGAAAGGGGUGCAGCUUAAGGGCUGUCCCAAUGAACCCUACUUCGGAAGUCUGACUGCGUUGGUCUGUCAACAUUCCAUUACCCCUUUGGCCCUGCCCUGCAAACUCAUCAUCCCCGAAAGAGAGACAAGUGAUCCCUCAACACAGUCAGUAACCAACUCUGCUGCUGAGCUACUCAAACAGGGAGCAGCUUGCAGUGUGUGGUUCUUGGGCUCAGUAGAGCUGGAGUCUUUGACAGGGUACCAGGCUGUACAAAAGGCAGCCAGUCUGACUCUGGCCAUGGACCCUCCUCCAACCUCCACUGUAGUUAAUUUCAAAGUCUCAACACAGGGCAUCACUCUCACCGACAAUCAGAGGAAGCUGUUCUUCAGGAGACACUACACCGUCAAUACCGUCAUUUUCUGUGCCCUUGACCCACAGGACCGCAAGUGGACAAGAGAUGGCUGCUCGUCUGCUAAGAUCUUUGGUUUUGUGGCGAGGAAGUCGAUGAGUGGGACGGAGAAUGUGUGUCACCUGUUUGCUGAACACGACCCCGAACAACCUGCCAGUGCCAUCGUCAACUUCGUCUCCAAGGUGUUGAUUGGAUCACUGAAGAAAUAAGACCUGGACACACGCGCACACACACACACCUCACACGCACACACACCUCACACACACUCACACACCACACACCUCACACUCACACACCACACACACACACAUAGAGUUUGUCCUGCUGGUACAUACUGCAUUUAAAUGCCGAUGUAGAGAAGACUAAUGUGUUGCAUUAUGGCAAACUACCAGCAGAGGGCAGCACAGUAGCAACAUCUUUACCCUGCCACCAGGGUUGUAGGGUGACAUUUCACCUUGACGCUGGUCAGAUUUUGCAUUUCCCCCGCUUAUGGUUAAGAUUAGGUGAGGGGAAAUCUGAACAUAUCAUAGAUCUGUUCCUAGAGGAAACUUGACCCUGAAGUGCAUCGAGGACUUAAUCUUCUCAAGAAAACCAAUGCUUAUAUUAACGAAGUCUGCUUAUCAGAUGAGGCUGAUGGGCAGAGACCAUUGUGAUGGCUGGAAUGUACGGUAUCAAACACAUGGUUACAAUGGUCCCGCCCUCCUAUAUUGACGCCCACCAGCCGCCACUGAUAUGAUCUGGAUGUCAUUGUAAAGGGAGGGAAUCUGUCAUGUAUGUUAGUAUUUUUAGGACAUUUUUUUCCAACAACUUUAUUUGUUUAACUGUAAUUUGUAUGAUAUUACCCUAUAAUCACACAGCAUUACUAGUCUGGCUAUACCUGCCAUGCCGAGUAAAAGGCUUUCAACAAUGAAUAGGGUCACUUUCAAUCACUUCAGCCAAUCCUUUUUAACUCAUAUCAUCAGUAAAACAUAGGAUACCCUACAAUCCAGUGCUUGUCUUGGGCCAGAACACACCAAUAUAAACUGUAUCCGGCACCUAAAAUGAGUACCGACACCCAAAAGGAUUUCAGUCAAGCACUGCUACAAUCGACUGGGUUUGUUUAGCAUCAACUUAAUAGUUAAGCCCCACCAUGGAGUAGCACCAUAUCAUAGAGUUUAAGAUUAAAGCUAGAGCACUGAUGUCUUCGACAAAUCAGACCACACUGAUCGGUUAAAAUUAGCGAGUGACCGUUCUAUUGCAUAUGACAGCAGAGUAUCGUCUGCUAUUUUUUUUUAUUCAUCUCCUGACAAUACUACAUGUUGAAUCGACUCCGUUUGUCGACACCCAGCAGGCAUCUUCUGCGUACAGCCCACGUUUGUUAUAUUAGACAAAAGCCUAUAUCUGGUGUCCCUUUCAACAGAUAUUAGCAGAUUUUAAAAGAUGUGGGUUUUAUACAUUGGCUGAAAUAUUUAUAAUUGAUGUGCAUAUGUUUUUAUAAAUACUUAUGUCUUUGAACACAUAAUUGUCUGUAUAUUUAACAUGAUACAUUAGGUUUGAAAGAUGAAUAACUCUGGGGAGAUAUGAAACAGUGCAACAUAUUGUUGUAAGGAGCACUAUGAUUACUGUCUUGUUCUUGACAAUGGCAUGGUGUAGCACUGGUAACUGUGUGAGGAACAGUAGUGUACCUCUGGUCAAACGUAGUGCACUAUAUUGGAAAUAAGCUCCCAUUUGGGAUGUACACCGAAGUCUCUUCCUUGUCGUAUUGUUGGAGAGUCGAAGGGAACUGUUUUCCAUACUCACAUGUUUCUGUGAUCCAUGUCUCCUACUUCUGUGUUUUCCUGAGUUCUCUGGCCCAAGAGCAUAACUUGAGUACUCUAUUGCACAUGAGGUUGGUGGCACCUUUUAUUUGGGGGCGACGGGCUACUGGUAAUGGCUGGAGUGGAAUUGUAUCAAACACAUCAAACACAUGGUUUCCAUGUGUUUGACGCCAUUCUGUUUGCUUCGUUCCGGCCAACCGCAAGGCUGUCCUCCCCUCAGCAGCCUCCACUGCUCUAUUUUAAGAAUUUGUAAAUUCAUGUUACUUCACUCACAUAUAUAAAAUAGAACUAGAACUCAUAUAUUACAUUCCUACUUUUGUCAUUUAGGCUACAGCCACAUAGGUGUGUUGAGUCGCUCUGGAUAAGAGCGUCUGCUAAAUGACUUAAAUGUAAAUGUAAAUGUGUCCAAAACUUCCGGAUUGAGCAAAUGCUUUUUUCAUUAUCCGUUGAUUAUUGUCAGACAAAAACUGCACAACUCGUCUUGUCUUUUGACACAUGCAACUUGUCCUAAGAUCGUUUCAUUAAGUUAAACUUUUGAUGGACAAAAACAGAAAACUGAUGAAUGCAUAUACAGUUUCAUCUGCGCUCAUGCGUCUCUGUGUGGCCGCAGCCAUAUGAAAAUGUCAAUUAGAGUAUUUUUUUUCCAGUAGAUGGCACAGAUCAAUCACAAAAUAAACAAAUGUAGGAUGUCG